This is a messenger RNA of Trichosporon asahii var. asahii CBS 2479, 1524 nucleotides long. RefSeq lists its product as uncharacterized. Gene Ontology annotation, molecular function: metal ion binding; heme binding. The transcript is spliced from 4 exons. NCBI's taxonomy places the organism in Eukaryota, Fungi, Basidiomycota, Tremellomycetes, Trichosporonales, Trichosporonaceae. The coding region runs from base 1 to 1524 and encodes 507 amino acids. The record is from RefSeq and is a predicted model, not a curated record.
AUGGUUGUCCGCCUGCCUGCCUCCCGCCUGGCUGCUAACGUGGCCAAGGCGGCGUGGGCUCGCCCCGCCUCUGUCGCUGUGCGUGGGCUCGCCAGCCCCGCCUCGGACCGUAUGGCCGUGAAGGGCAAGCCGUGGUCGAACCCGUACCCCGAGGACCAGUUCAGUGUCCAUCCCCACAACGGAUUCCUGCCCAAAGACGAGCCCCUCGAGAAGCUCCCCGAGGAGUACAAGGAGAUGGAGAGCCUUCUCAACCGCAUGUCUGUCAAGACGAAGGAUGGUUCCCCCGGACUCCUCGCCACGGGCGACUUUGGCGCUGCCGUUGACGCUGAGCUCCCCGAGUACGACCUCAGCAAGCUGACACCAGCCCUCUACCGUGACCUCACCUUUGUCGCUUCGGCCUACCUCCUCGAGCCCUGCAACCAGCAGUACAAGGAGGAUGGCACGUACGGUCUCGGCCGCCAGACCCUUCCCCGCAACAUUGCCGUCCCCCUGAACGAGGUCGCUGCCAAGAUUGGCCAGCGUCCCUUCAUGGAGUAUGCUCUCUCCUACGCUCUGUACAACUACAAGCGCAUCGACAAGUCGAAGCCUCUCGAGUACGACAACUCUGAGCUGAUCCGUGCCUUCUCCGGCUGCCCGGGUGAGCACGGUUUCAUCCUCGUCCACGUGGCGAUGGUGAAGCACUCUGGUCCUCUGACCGCCGCCUCGAUGGCCGCUCUCGACGCUGCCGCCAUGGGCGACCGCCCGGCCUUUGACAAGGCGAUGCAGGACAUGCUGGCUUCGUACAACACCAUCAACCAGACGAUGGAGACGAUGUGGGGCCGCUCCAAGCCCGAGGCGUACAUGUCCUACCGCACCUGGAUCUACGGCACGAAGAACCAGCCCAUGUUCCCCAACGGUGUCAUCUACGAGGGUGUUUCCGACGAGCCGUUCAAGAUGCGCGGCGAGUCGGGUGCCAACGACUCGAUGGUCCCCCUCGGCGACAACCUGCUCGAGAUCACCGCCCAGAUGCCCACCAACCCCCUCACCGAGGUCCUCCGCGACUUCCGCACCUACCGCCCUCGCAACCACCAGAGCUUCAUCAACUACGUCCAGGACCGCGCCACUGCUGUCGGCGUCCGCGACUUUGCCCUGAAGAACGCCAACUCGGCUGCUUGGUACCUGGCUAAUGUGGACCAGAUCCGCCAGUUCCGCAACCGUCACUGGUCGUUUACCAAGAACUACAUAUUGAAGUAUACAAAGCAUCCCGUCGCGACUGGAGGCUCGCCUAUUGUCACCUGGCUGCCGAACCAGCUCGACGCCGUGCUCCAGGUGAUGGUCGAAACAGACAAGGUCAUCGACCGUAACGAGCUCGACCCCAGCCUUCACCAGAUGGUCGACGAGAUUGGCCAGCGCGCCGACGCGCAGCAGCGUGUGCUCCGCCGCGAGGUCGCGGCCCUGUCGCAGGAGCGCGGCGCCCAGUCCGUCGACGUCGACGGUGUCGAGAAGGGCAGCCCCAAGGCGAACGAGUCGUAUGCCGCGUUGUAG